AUGAAGUCUAGUAAGCAAUUGGUUCAGGACGCUAAGGAUUAUCGCUUCAAUCCGGCGAUACCAUUGAGAAUUUACCUGAAAACAUGCAUCGGCAUAUUGGAAAAGGCACAGUGUGCGUUCCAGGCCAACGACUUGUCGCUGUCGUUUAUUUAUUAUUUUAGAUAUGUGGAUUUAUUGACUAACAAACUAUCUAGACACCCUGAGCUUUUGCGCAUGGAUGCGUCGUCGUCAUCGUCGUCAUCGUAUAUUCAUAAAAGAGAAUACCUGCAACUCAUAAAGUUGGAAGUGCCUGCGGUCUGCAAAAUUAUUGAAAGCUUACGCACCCAAAUUGAUUCUCAAUACAGCAAAUUGCAAACAUCACUCGCUAAUAAUAUAGCCAAGCCGAACAUAAACGCAAACACAACUCCCGUGCAGGUGGAGCAACAACCACUGCCGAAGAAAUCUUUCGACGAGUAUAGCUUCAACCAAUCAAUUUCUUUUUUCCAGAAAAUUUCAAACGCACAACUUAAUACCGGAGCAAGCUCUCAGAGUCAGGCCACUGCCCGUGAUGAAGCCUACAGACUGAAUUAUCCGGAGCUACCACGCCUUACAUUCUCCACAUAG
This is a messenger RNA of Saccharomyces cerevisiae S288C, 603 nucleotides long. It is a transcript of the gene RFU1, whose product is annotated as Rfu1p. Gene Ontology annotation, cellular component: endosome. Lineage: Eukaryota; Fungi; Ascomycota; Saccharomycetes; Saccharomycetales; Saccharomycetaceae. The record is from RefSeq and is marked reviewed. The transcript has a single exon. The coding region runs from base 1 to 603 and encodes 200 amino acids.